AAGUUAUUAAAAAGUUAUUAACGGAGGGCGAUACUCUUUCGUUUGAGGAAGCGGUAAAAAUAGCCAGAGCAUAUGAGACCGCUGAAAGAGAAUCAAAGAAUAUGCAGCCAGAGGUAGCAGAGCGCGAAAUUCAGAUAGUACAGAAAAAAAGGACAAAUGCCACAGUUACAUGGCAGAGGCGUUCUCCAUCUAGACAGGAAAAGGCUGAAUGCAGUAGAUGCGGGGGAAACCAUGUUGCUGACAAAUGUUAUAAAAAGACUUGGACGUGUUACACUUGCAAAAGGCAGGGACAUGUAGCAGCAAAGUGUUAUUUUCGUCCGAGGGACAGAAAUCUGGUGAAGAAUUUGGAAAUAGAGCAACCUGAGGAGGAGGAUGUAGUUCUGGGCAGUAUUCAGCAUAUUAUGGGUGAAGAAGAGGCUGCCUGGGUAACAUUAUGACUCAAAAAUGGAAAAUCUAUCAAACUACAAGUGGAUACUGGUGCCUGCAAAACAGUCAUACAUAAAAGUGAUUUUGAAAAGUAUUUUGAUAAAAAUGUGCUCAGGAAAUGUAGUUAUAAGUUAAAAUCUGUAUCAGGAGAGCCAUUAAGGGUUAUGGGAUCUAUCAAGUUAGAGAGUGACGGGAAAGAAUUGUAUUUGACAGUUAUAGAUUGUGAUAAGUAUUUUCAACCUCUUAUUGGUAGAAAUUGGCUAAAGAUUAUUUUUCCAAGUUGGCAAAAGUAUUUUGAAAUUAAGAAAAUUGUAGGGGAUGAAAAUGAAAAACAUUUAAUUAAGAAAUUGAUUGAUGAGGUAAGAAAUAAUUUUAAAAAAGUGUUUGAGAAGGAUCGGUCCUCCCAUAUAUUAAAUUUUAAAGCAAAUCUAAAGCUAAAACCUGGGGCAGAGCCUAUCUUUCAUAAAGCUUAUACUAUUCCUUACUCAAAAAAAGAGGAGGUCGAAAAAGAAAUUAUAAAAUUAGAAAAGGCAGGUAUUAUUGAAAGAGUUAAGCACAGUAGGUGGGCUAGUCCAAUAGUAUUAGUGCAUAGGAAUGAUAAGAAAUUAAGAGUGUGCGUAGAUUAUAAAGUAACUUUAAAUCAAGUACUGGAUACAGAACAUUACCCUCUGCCUCUACCAGAGGACAUUUUCACUGAGUUGACCGGGGGUAGUGUUUUUUGUGUUUUAGAUUUAACAGGGGCGUACCAAUAGUUACUUUUAGAGGAGUCUUCCCGGGAAUAUAUGACUAUAAAUACUCAUCUGGGUUUAUUUAGACCAAAUCGUUUGCAAUUUGAGGUAUCCAGCGGGCCUUCUGUAUUCCAAUGUGCCAUGGACCAAAUUUUACUAGGAUUGAAAAAUGUCAAAUGUUUUAUCGACGAUGUGGUAAUUAAAGGAAACAGUAUUUUGGAUUGCUACGAGCAUCUGGUUAAAGUAUUGAAGCGUUUACAAACAUAUAAUGUCAGAGUAAACAUGGACAAAUGUCAGUUUUUUUGUAGUGAAAUUAAAUUUUUAGGGCAUAAUAUAUGUAAAGAAGGAAUUAAACCUUUACCUGAAAAAGUUGAAGCCAUUGUAAGAGCACCAGCACCCAAGUCAGUUACUCAAUUGCAAGCUUAUCUAGGUCUUUUAAAUUACUACUGUAAAUUUUUGCCAAGAUUAUCAGAAUGUUUAAAGCCUUUGCAUCAAUUGUUAAAAAGUAAUAUUCCUUUUAAAUGGUCAGAGAGUUGUGAAAAAUCUUUUCAAACUAGUAAACAAUUAUUAAUUCAAAAUCAAUUAUUAGUUCAUUAUGAUUGCCGUAAACAACAGUAUUUGACCACAGAUGCCAGUGAAUAUGGUGUGGGGGCAGUUCUUAGUCAUAAAAUAGAUGGGGAUCCAAUUAGUUUUGCAUCAGGUACGUUAAACGCAGCACAAAAAAAUAUUCCCAGGUAGAGAAAGAGGCAUUAGCCAUAAUUUUUGCAAUUAAAAAAUUCCAUAAAUUUUUAUAUGGACGAAGCUUUAUUUUAGUAACUGAUCAUCAACCUUUGAAGUUUAUUUUUGAUCCUUUAAAAAGAAUACCAGUCACUGCUAAUGCCAGACUUCAGAGGUGGGCUCUUUUGCUGUCUGGUUAUACUUAUGAUAUUGUCUACAGAAAGGGAACCUUGUUAGGAAAUGCUGAUGCCUUAUCACGUUUACCUUUGCCAGAAGAAGCCGAAGUUAAUGACACUUUAAAUUUUUUAAGUUUUACUGAAAACCCACCAUUGGAUUUUAGAGAUAUAGCAUUCCAUACCCGAAAUGAUUCAGAACUUAGUAAAGUUUAUGAGUAUGUAACUACAGGGUGGCCAAAAAGUAUAAGCCAGGAGAGUUUGAAGCCUUAUUUUCUAAAGCGGGCUGAGCUAUGUAUCGAACAAAAAUGUAUAUUGUGGGGAAAUAGAGUCAUUAUACCACUUAUAUUAAGACCUAAGGUGUUAAAAUUGUUUCAUGAAUCUCAUCAGGGGAUUGUGCAGUCAAAGAUGUUUAUGAGAGAAUAUUGUUGGUGGCCAGGUUUGGGACUUGAUAUAGAAAAAAUCAUUGCAUCUUGUGACAUAUGUCAAGCAACUAGGAAUUUUACAAACUCUAGUUCAUUGACUCCUUGGAAAAAAACAGAAAAUAAUUUUGAAAGGGUUCAUGUUGAUUUUUUCUAUAUAAAAUCAGUCACAUACUUGCUGAUUAUUGACUCUAGAUCAAGAUGGUUGGAUGUUCAUAUUAUGCAGGGUACAACUGCACUCCAUGUAAUUACAAAAUUAUGUAAAACUUUUGCAUUUAUAGGUGUACCUGCUCAAUUAGUGAGUGACAAUGGUCCACCAUUUAGUUCAGUAGAAUUUGUAAAUUUUUUGAUAGCUAAUGGUUGUGAAGCUGUCAAAACACCUCCUUAUCACCCUCAAUCAAAUGGGACUGCAGAAAGAAUGGUACAAACUAUUAAGAAGUGUUUAGUCAGGUUAGAAAAUGAAAAUCCUAAAUUAUGUAGAGAGAUUAUUUUGCAAAAUUUUCUGUUUACCUAUAGAAAUUCACCAAAUGUUACUGGUAUGUCACCAAAUGAAAUACUGUUUAAGCAAAGACCUAGAACAAGAUUUGACCUAAUGAAACCAAAUAAUAUUAUUUCAAAGAAAAGUUGUAAAAAGGGUGUAAAAACAAUCAUUACUUUUAAAGAGGGGGAAAAGGUGUGGUGUAAAGAGUUGAGUAGAGGAAAAGGAUGGGUUAAGGGAGUUAUUUUAAAACAAUUGAGUACAGUCAGAUACAUUGUAAGUGUUGAAGGUGUGGAUAAAUAUUAUCAUGUAUCCUCCUUGAGGCCUUAUGUUGAUUACAUGGUCGAUUCCCAACCUGAUAUUAAAAGUGUGCCUGAGUCGAAGACGAGAACUCCUGAAAAUGAGCCACCAGUUCAAACUCAAACUAAUGAUUCUAGCAUAGUUAAUUUUGAGACAGGAAUUAUGGAUGAAAGUUCUAGUGAUGUUUCUUUUGAUGACAAUUUAAAUUGUAGAGAUGAGGUGGUAGAGAGUGAGGAAGUAAAUGAUGAAAGAGUAGGUCCAACUGUGGAAACAUCUCCAGCAUCUUCAUCUCAUCAGUUAAGGAGAUCAUCUAGAGUAAGAAAACCACCUGAUCGUUUAGAUUUAUAAGUUUAUUCAGUUAUUCUUAAUUUACUUUAAUGUUAAGUUUCAUACUAAGUAGCAUUAAAAAUAUUAUAAAACUGAUUGUAAUAAGACUCUUUAAGGGGACGAGUGUUGUGUAUGGCAACUUUUUGGGUUUAAGUCACGUUGACAGUUGUAAUCUGUGGUUCAGAACACGUGUAGAUAAAAGUGUGCAAGUGAACAGAAAAAAUCUGAAAUUGGUUAUAAAAUAAAGAACGCAAAUAUA
Aricia agestis (brown argus) is the source of this 3830-nucleotide messenger RNA. RefSeq lists its product as uncharacterized. NCBI's taxonomy places the organism in Eukaryota, Metazoa, Arthropoda, Insecta, Lepidoptera, Lycaenidae. Gene Ontology annotation, biological process: DNA integration. The transcript is spliced from 2 exons. Gene Ontology annotation, molecular function: nucleic acid binding. Bases 2453 to 3592 code for a protein of 379 amino acids. The record is from RefSeq and is a predicted model, not a curated record.